AUGCAGUCGGGCACCAUGUCGUUUCUAGGCUAUCCUGCAUUUGGCGGUGCCACAUCCUACAGAACACAUUGUUAUAUUCCGGUAACAACUUCUGCUCCUCUUUCUUCUGAAGAAGUAAGCCCUGCCUUUGAACUCUGCUUACCCAGUAGCUGUCAAGGAGAUCUCUGGCUCCUGGAUCAAAGCCAAGAAUCCUAUUGUGAAGUACCAAGCUGCAACUCUCCGAGCUGUGAGCCCACGACCUGCGACACAAGUUGUGAUCCGCCAAACUCCUGUGGGCCCUGCAGCUCCCCAUCAGCAGGCCAGGUCAGCACUGCCUGUGAAAUCACCAGUAUCAGACCUACCCCCAGCUGCUGCCCAGGCACUCAAGCUAAGGGGUAUGUAUCCAGUUGCUACCCACCCACUCAAUACGUAUCCAAAGGCUGCCAGACACUUCGCCAUUUCUCUACUUCCUUUGGGCAACUUAACUACUCACACAGGAGUCUUUGGCCUCUAAAUUACUGUGGACUGGAGAACUUGGGGGUUAGAUCCUACCAAAAUCGUGGCUUUGUACCCAGUAGCUUCUCACCAUUAUGUUAUAUUGCCAGCAGUUACCAACCCCAAAGCUACUUAGUGAGAAAUUGCCAAUAUCCGAGUUAUGGGUUGACAAGGCGCCAACCUCUGAGCUGUUUACGUAGAAAUUUGCCAUCUCUGAGCUGUGUACCCAGUACCUUUCCACCUCUGAGAUAUUUAUGCAGUGGUAGCAGACCUCUGAAUUGCUACUGA
Messenger RNA from Lepus europaeus (European hare), 762 nucleotides. RefSeq names its product keratin-associated protein 24-1. Gene Ontology annotation, molecular function: structural molecule activity. Gene Ontology annotation, cellular component: keratin filament. The transcript has a single exon. The record is from RefSeq and is a predicted model, not a curated record. Lineage: Eukaryota; Metazoa; Chordata; Mammalia; Lagomorpha; Leporidae. The coding region runs from base 1 to 762 and encodes 253 amino acids.